Molecule: messenger RNA, 1574 nt
Organism: Salvia hispanica
Lineage: Eukaryota; Viridiplantae; Streptophyta; Magnoliopsida; Lamiales; Lamiaceae
Source: RefSeq, a predicted model, not a curated record
AUUUUUCCAAAUCUAUACUUUGCAUUCAUAUUUACAACUAGUUCAGACUAUGAGUUACUUAAAUAUGGAACUAUAUCAAAUGAUGGUCAAAAGUUAAUCUGCUCUGUAUACUGAUGCGCUGUCAUGAAUCAUGAUCAUUGAUUAUGUUGAGCUAGCUUUUCUUAAUUCACAGUAAAUGCAACCUAUGUAAAUGGUCAUUAUAUCACUUCUUGGCUUAUAUGUUUGCUAUAAUGUAAUGCGUUGGAUGGCAAGUGGUGUUCUUGUCUUUGACUAGGAUGAUUGUAUGUGUUAAAAUCGGCUACACUUUUCAGGUUCCUGGCACUGCAGAUAAAUCAAAGCAAUCAAAGAUUGCUCUGAGAACCAAUGAGAUGACUUUGGCACCCAAGGCUAUUCAUGCACAACCCAAUUCUUCUCAUUCUGUUAAUCAAUCUCGUGCUGGACAAACCAGGUCUGAUUCUGCAAGCAACUCUCAUGUUGGAAAGUUUCUGGUUCUUAAACCCGGCCGUGAAAGUAUCGUCGUUGGACAAAAGGAUGUAAAUAGUGCACCUGGUAAUGGCAAUGGAAAAGUAGCUAAAGAUGGCCAGCUUGCUAUGGGUUCAAGUACUGCGACUGCAUCAAAUAGUGCAAGCAAUGUGAGGGUUUCUGUUCUUGAAAACAAGUCUGCUGCCCUAUCUCUAGGAUCAAGAUCCCCCGUGGAAAAGAAAUCGCCCCAAUCUCUGGCACAAAGUAGAAGUGAAUUCUUUAAUCUGAUGAGGAGGAAAACCUCAGUCCGUGCUCCUGCCAUUCACUCAGAUUCAAGUUCGGAUAUUCUCUCUCCCACUGCAGAGACAACUGUAGAAAAUUGUAAAGAAGGCCAUGCUUCUGACACUCCUUGUGUUUUGGAGAAUGGAAACCAGAUGGUGUGUAAUGGUGAUAGAUAUGACAUUACUGAGAAGACAGGAUGUCUUCCGGAUGUCGGAGACAGUAGCUUGUCUAGUCAUGGAUCAAUUUACCCUGAUGCAGAAGAGGCUGCUUUCCUUCGAUCACUUGGCUGGGAGGAAAAUGGUGAAGAUGAAGGAUUAACUGAGGAAGAGAUUAAUGCUUUUUAUCAGGAGUACAUGAAGCAGAGGCCAUCCAUGGCAGCGUGUCAAAGCUCUCAGCCCAAGCAGCCUACACCGUCAAACUUCCCAAUGCUAUUUCAGAUGUUGCAAUAUCUGACUCCAGCUCCUCUGAGUCAGAGCCCGAAGCUUGAUUGUCAGGACCAUGCUGAAAGUUAUGUGGAGAACUCAAUUUUGUUUGCUUUUUGUUCUAGAGGAGACCUAAGGUUUUUGGUUGAUAAGGAUUUUUGGCUGUGGCAGAAUGAGGGGCCGUAUAAUAAAAUAGCUGGCACCUGAUAUUGGCAGAAACGGCAUCUUGUUGACCGGUCUACGCCUGAAAGACAGGAUAGGGGAUGCACUCUUGCAUUUUGCAUUGACAGUAGUUGGUAGGACUUCUUUAUGGUAUUUUCUUUCUAGAGGUUGGGAAAAGAAGUUGCCAUGUUUUGAUUAAUUUUACGCCAAUAGAAAGGAAAUGAAAAGUGGGUUACAUAUUUAUUC